Molecule: messenger RNA, 6722 nt
Organism: Daphnia pulicaria
Lineage: Eukaryota; Metazoa; Arthropoda; Branchiopoda; Diplostraca; Daphniidae
Product: cadherin EGF LAG seven-pass G-type receptor 2-like
Exons: 18
Coding region: 413-5419 (1668 amino acids)
Biological process (GO): cell surface receptor signaling pathway; homophilic cell-cell adhesion; G protein-coupled receptor signaling pathway
Cellular component (GO): membrane
Molecular function (GO): calcium ion binding; G protein-coupled receptor activity
Source: RefSeq, a predicted model, not a curated record
UCUGCUGCCCUGUGUGUGUGUGUGUUUACACAUGAAGGACUGAAGGAACUGCUGAGCUGAUGCAGCACAUACACACAAGAGGUUUAGUCAUCCAGCUAGUAGACAGUAGCUCGCCGACCAUCGACCAGUUCGGUAGCGUCCGUUUUGUUGUCUACCAAACGGAAGGAGGGCGGCCUCUUCCAUCCGCCAUUGUGUUCUGUUGAAAAGCCGAUCGAUCCUUUCUGAGAAAUAAAUCAACAAGUGUCUACCAUCAGUGAGCCAUGUGAUCUCUAGUGGGCGCAUCCUCCCGCUAUCGAUAGACCAUCCUAUAUAUAUAAAUAUACUGAGUGAGGAUCUAAUCAAAACUUAUUGAUUGUGUGUGUGUGUGUUUCUGCUCGGUGUCUUGUUGCGUGACAGCAGUUUGGGAAUAUCGAUGGCGCCACUCGGUCGUCGUCUCGUGUUGUUGGUAUUCGCUGUCGUCAUGACUACACCAGUUUUCGGUCUCAAGUUUGACAAGAGCCGAGAACUGGAAGUUAGCGCUGGAGCUCCUCCGGGUACCAUUGUCGGUAAAUUACGAGUCAUUAGUCGAGCUGCUGGAGGAAUUUUGACCAGAGACAAUGUCGGAGUCAAUUUUUCAUUGCACAAUUCCAGCGACUACGCCGAUUUUCACGUGGAGCCUAAAACGGGUCUUUUGUCUGUCGCCAAGAUGGUUGAUCGUCCGGUAAAUUCGACCUAUCAAAUAAUCGUUCGUGCGAUGCUGGCCAAAUCGAGGAGCGGUGACACGGAUCGAUUUGAAAUUCGAGUCACGGCACCACCUCAACCAACGGACCAGUUUCGACUACUCAUGGACUCUAAUCAAUACGAAGGUGAAAUAGAACCAGACAGUCCAGUCGGUAUGGCCAUCAUCGAAGCGAUGGCCUUCGUCAACGGUAGCCACAACCAAAUGCCGGGCAACGUCACUUACUUCAUGGAACCGUUUCCGGACGAAAAAUUCCCGUUUACGGCCAUCAAAGAUUGGUUUCGGAUGGACAACCGGACGGGUGUGGUUCAACUCCUCCAAUCACCCCAGCCGGGCAUUAAAGCCCACAAUGUGAGUUUCAUGAUCGGAGCUCUGGAGCAUGACAAAUCUCUGGACGCAAGAGCCCCAGCCGUUGUCCUUUUCCACGGAUUGCCCAGGCCACGAAAUGUGACGGUGACUAAGCUAUCAGCCGACGCUGCCGUAAUCUGCUGGAAAUUUCCGCUAGCCGCCGGAGCUCAAGGUUAUGUUUUGCGUUACUGGCGUCAUCCGGCGUCUCUCAGUCCAACCCAGCCGCUAACUCCUACGGAAAAUGAAGCUCCUGAUUCGGCGCCAAUUCCACUGGAGCUGAAAAUUAUCGACUUGGACGGCCGCGCCAACCUAAGUACGACAAAAGACGAGAUACGGACCGUUUGUUCCAGUUUGAAACAACUGGAAUCGGAGGCCGCCUACAAGCUGCAAGUGUUGGCCUGUGGUGGCGACGCAGAGUGCGGCGACUCUCUCGGACCAGCCAGCGCCAUUCUCCACUUCACUACUCAGACCAAUCAUUGCUCACUGGAAGGAACUUGCGUGACGGGUGAGUGUCAGAUAUCGUUCGAACCGCCCGGAUUCGAGUGUCUGUGCCAUUCGGGCAACUACGGUCCUCGUUGCGAGUUGUACAAUCCUUGCGUCUUGACGCCGUGUCAGAACGGCGCCACGUGCCAUAAUUUCACCAACAGCACGUACGAAUGCCAAUGCCCGCAAGGUUUCGAAGGUGAAAAUUGCGUCGUUCCUGUCGGGCCGCCUUGCCUUCAUGAAGAACCUUGUCUCAACAACGGCACCUGUUCCAAGGAUGGGUGUGACUGCCUCCCAGGCUACCAAGGCGCCCAGUGCGAGAGUUUCAAUCCUUGCUGGAACGACCCGUGUCCCAAAGAGGCUAAUUGCACUGUCUUGUUGGACAGUGAUGAAUUCCAGUGCGUCUGUCCACUAGGAUACAGAGGGCGUGAUUGUGAAGAAGCCAUUAAUUACUGCAUCUUGGAUCCGUGUCAAAACGACGGCCAUUGCAGUAGCAGAAACGGCUCCUAUCAUUGUGAAUGCACAACUGGAUUCCACGGCGUCGCCUGUGAACAAGACGUGGAUGAAUGCCAGUCGGAUCCGUGCGAGAACAACUCCACCUGUCACAAUCUACCGGGAUCAUUCACCUGCCUCUGUCCACCUGGUUUCACGGGGACGAGAUGCGAACAAAAAGUGGAAGCCUGUCUUUCGUUUCCCUGUAGAAACAAAGCCGUCUGUCAAAAUGAUUUCGAAAAUUUGAGUUACAAUUGCUUCUGUCGACCUGGAUUCGAUGGCCGUGACUGCGAGAAUAACAUUGAUGACUGUAACCCGGAUCCUUGCCUGAAUGGCGGUACCUGCCGUGACUUGACUGACGCCUUUGAAUGUCUUUGCAAAACUGGUUUUUCAGGUCUUAGAUGUGAUCACGAAGAUCCAUGUCCUGAAGAUGUGGAGGAAUCUGUCGAGAAAGGCACUUUCCAUUGGCCGGUGACAGAGACUGGCCAGAUUGCGACACUCGCCUGCCCUUACGGAACGCUGACCACGCUGGAGGGGAAAUUGAAAAGACCAGCAGCCGAGAUUCCGACGGGCCUGGUAACAGACACAGAAUUCCGGGAGCGUCAGGAACGCACGAAAUUCGACCAGACAACCGUAUUGACUGCUGUGAGAUCAUGCGAGAGAUUCCCGGAUGGCACCGUCGGUUGGAACUCGUCUGAUUUGUCCGUGUGCCGAGAACAAAGGCUGGCCAUCGCCGAAGAGAGAUCCACCAUACUGGAAAACAAUUCCGUCGCUGCCAAGAAUCUGACGCUUAUCGGUGUAGAACAAGUGGCAGACGAAGUGGUCGACUUGGUCGACGACGCCCUAAUGGAUCUCAAAGUGGCUCAUAAUUUCUUCAAUACGUUGUCCAAUGUCAUGGAAGUGGACGACGAAGUCUUGAGCGCCUCCAACAACAGCUGUGAUCGAUUAUUGGAUGCCAUCGAACGUUACACGAGUCAAGUGGCAUUGGAACCGGACCAACCAGUCGUCUUGGCCACGCCCAAUAUAGCUAUCGAAACUUUAUUACAUAGUAAACCGGAAUCUUACUCUUUCCGGCCGUCAUUCGAAGGCGAUCCAUCCGGCAGCAGUUUGAUAUCCCUAACGAUCCCGAAACAAGCGCUGGAAGGUUCUCGCGAUGGAGUUCGGUUGCAGUUUGUAUCUUACCGGAGUGGCAAACUUUUCCAAAGUCGAACGAAUCGUUUGCCGGGACAACCGGCCAUGGUGAUAGCCGCAACAGUCGGACACGUUUCAGUUUCGGGACUGAGUGAACCGGUGACUUACACGAUGCCUUUAGUCAACAGCAGUUCAUUUUACUCUUGCGUCUAUUGGGAUGAAUUAGAAAAGGAAUGGUCGACGAAUGGCGUGAAAACUACCAAAACAGAGUCGGGGAUGAUUGAAUGCUUGUCAGAUCACUUGACGGCCUUCUCUAUUCUCCUGGACCCGACACCCAUGGAUCGUAUCUCCGGUUACCACGAAUACAUUCUAAGACUCAUCAGUUACGUCGGAUCCGGAUUGAGCAUUCUCGGUCUUUCCAUCACCGUUCUCCUCUACAGUCUUUUUAGGAAUUUAAGGAGAGAUCGCGGUGGGAAAAUUCUGCUGAAUUUGUGCAUAUCGCUGUUGAUGUUGAAUGUCAUAUUCCUGGUGGGCUCCAUCCUGGGAACUGCUUACAAGAACGUCGAUCUGGAACAACGAGCUAAAACGUCGGAGCGAAUUUGGUCGGCCGGAACGGAAUCGCCAGUCAGUCAAGCGCACGUGGACAUUUGUACGGCGCUGACCAUCAGUGUCCACUACUUGGUUCUGUCAUCUUUGUCCUGGAUGUUGGUCGAGGCCGUUCACAUGUACCAGUUGCUCAUUUUGGUCUUUGCCAAUAGUGAGACUGGUUUCAUGUUGAAACGGAUGCUCGCCGCUUGGGGUGUACCGUUGAUUGUUGUCGUCACCACGGCUGUGCUAUGCUUAGAUUAUUACCAGGACCCAACUGGGCAGACCUGCGGUCGAAUGUCGCACGCCCAUCUGACCGUCUAUUACAGCGCCUUCAUCGGACCCACUUGCCUGAUCCUUUUGAUCAACUCGACCGUUUUCUUCAUGGUGCUCAGAGUCAUCCUGUUGCAGGGCCAGCGCGGGCGAGCUGUCGGUAAAGUGGCAACUGAGAACGGAAACGGGGCCGGAGGAGGCAAUCGCUUGAUGAUCAUGGCCCAGCUACGCGGAGCUGUCACCGUCAUGGCUUUAUUGGGCGUCACUUGGGUAGCCGGCGCUGUGGCAAUUGGUCCAGUCAAAGUGGUUAUGACCUACGUCUUUUGCGUCUGCAAUUCCCUUCAAGGAUUCGUCAUUUUCAUUGUCAGAGUUGUCCAGUACCCAGAGGCCCGCCAAUCGUUUGUCACUUUGUGGAACACUGGACAGACUCACAUCCCUUACGACGCUACUCGUCAUUCUUCCGGACCGACCAUCAAUUCAUCAGGAUCUGCUACCGGACAAUCGAGCGCCCAUGCCGUCCUAAGAGCCCGUAAAACAUUGUCCAUCAAUUCCAGAUCGCCUGGAUCAUCCGGCAAAAAUAUGUUGCCAAUCGCUCGCGGCCCGGACUCACUGACUCCAUCACAAGCUCCGACUCUUCCGCUCGGUGGUCCCACUGACUCUUCUUCUCCCUCCUUGUCCUACCAGCACUGGUUCCCAUCCGCAACUGCAUCACCCGCCAGCAAUGGAUCGACCCAGUCUCGAUUCCGCCGAAUUUUCGGCCAACUUGGGCUGGAACCAUCUUCUUUGAGGCUGUCAUCCAAGUCAAACGGUAAAACUAGUGGCUCUCAUUCCUUGCUGGAACGGCACGUUUCCGGCGCAACGAAUCCGCCACCAUCGCCUGGUGAUAAGUCGCACCAGAUACUUGGCGAACCAUCUCCGCUACCGGAAGAAUUGAUCAAACCAAAUUUCAUGAUUGGCGAGGAAAUCUCUCUUUUGCAUCCGGGCGCAGCGUCGUCGUCGGCGGAACCGUCUGCAGGCAACACGAAGCGUUCGUCGGUAAUCAGCGCCGGCGGCGGAAGCAUCAGCAAAGAAGGAGCCAAUACAUCGUGGACUUAUCUCCGGCCGGAAGACGAAAUUGGUGACAAUGAUCAACUACCACCUACCACCGACCAGCUAGGAUUGAAAUCCGCCAAUGGAUUCAUCGCCCGACGCCGUGCCGUUUCCUUCGUCGUCAACUUGCCCGACCAUGGAUCGAUUGAAAAUCCAUCGUCUACCGACGACCGCCGAGCUCCUCCGGUGCGAAGAACUCAGUCACUUUGCGACGAUCCUCCGGAAUUGUCCGUUAUAUUCCGCAACGGCCCAACACAACAGUCUUCUCUGCCUCGUCAAGACCCUUUGUUUCAUUCCUAAUUAUCGGAGAUAGAUGGCAGUAGUCUAUGGUUGUUUCCAUUUUGUUUAUUUUCAAUAUUUCUUUUUAUUCUAAACACAAGGAAAAUGUGUGUGUGAAGACACAGACAAUGUCCCGACUUUAUCAGUCGGCAAAUUUGAUACUCGGCAAUUGAAACGGACAGAAAAAUUGCCCAGCUAAACAGAAAACAAAAGCAGCCAAAGAGAGCAUUGAUUCGAACCCUAGUGUCGAUAUUAUAUUACAAACUAUUUUAAAGGUUCAUAUUUGCUAGUCCAGCUGAUGCGCACCAUGCCUUUUUCUUCCCUUUUUUUCGUUGAUACAAAUCAUCUUGCCUUUUAUUUGUACCUACAUCUUAUAUUAUGAUGUUUCAUUUGUAUAGCACGUAUACAACACAGCUAAAUUUCCAGCAUCAAAAUAUUUCAGAGGCUUUUUUUCAACGUUGCGCGCAAAAAAGGCCUAAGCUUUUAUUGUGCAUCAAAUGAAAAUUUACUUUGUUUGUUUUACGAUUGGAGAUUAUACAAAAAAAAAAAAAGAAAAAUUGAAAGGAAGAUGGAACGCUGUUUGGAAUAGCGUGACACGAUGAAGCGUGUAGGAUACUGUUUUACCAAAAUACGGCAUACAAAAAAAAAAUAUAAAGAACUAUAAAAAUUGCCAGCGUUUUCAAUCAUCUUUGUCUCUUGUCUCCCCAGUCGUCAUGGAAACUUGUACUUGACAAUGAUGCGCAUCAAAGUUUUGCCGAAAAAAAGAAAAAAUAAUUUUUUUUUUUUAUAUAGCACUACGGUCACAAACGUCGUCGGGCGUGACUGAGCCCCAUAAAGGCUCAGACCACACCACCGGAUCGAUAAACUCCGCAGCGUGUGGAUGUUUUCCUUCGCCCGUUUUUACACCCAGGAUAGGAAUACCGAAACUAGCGAUGGGCCCACAAUAUCGUCGACCGCAAUGCCUGCAUUGCGCGUCGCCCGGCUGCAGAGCAAUCAAAGGCGGAUCUUUGUGUCAUGAUGCUAUAAUAAAGAAUGUCUUGCCAUUUUCGCCUACUUUCUGUUUCGUCAAAACGGCGUUCUUUCGGGUCUUUGUGUAACCUCGUUUUUUUUUUUUUUUUUUUUUUUGCAAAUUGAACUAUCCUGAAAUUUAGAUUUGUUUGAAUUUUCGAUGCUGAUUCAUUUUCCAGUUUUGCCUUGUUUGUUUUGUAAUCCCACUGUAGCAUGCAAUGUUUAUUUGAUAAGCGCUGCGCUAAUUUUUACUUAAAAGCAAUGGUUUACUAUAAAUAACAGUGUCAGAAAAUAAAGGUGGAAAUGUCAAAAGACA